Gadus morhua (Atlantic cod) is the source of this 3139-nucleotide messenger RNA. RefSeq names its product component of oligomeric golgi complex 4 (gene cog4). NCBI's taxonomy places the organism in Eukaryota, Metazoa, Chordata, Actinopteri, Gadiformes, Gadidae. Gene Ontology annotation, biological process: Golgi organization; retrograde vesicle-mediated transport, Golgi to endoplasmic reticulum. Bases 119 to 2467 code for a protein of 782 amino acids. The record is from RefSeq and is a predicted model, not a curated record. Gene Ontology annotation, cellular component: COG complex. The transcript has 20 exons.
UGGACCUCGAACACACGAAAAGGGCUGUGUUUCACUUUAUUUAAGAUGUUUGCAAUAUGGGUUCUCCAGGCGAAGAGAGCGGGUGGGGUUGCAGUAUAGCGAUGUGUUGAGUAAUCCAAUGCAGCGUGUGUUGACGAAGAUGGCAGACACCAGCGGUCUCCUCUCGGUCCGGAAGAUCGACUCUUUGAGCGAAUCUUCUGUCAGCAUGGAGACCAUCACCUCCCUGACGGAGCUGGAGGACCUGGAGCGUGUCUACCAGCAGCUGUGCACCGAGGAGAAAGCUGUUGAGGUGGAGCUGGACAAGCUGGUCGGUCAGCAGGGAACCAUCAACAGCAAGAUGCUGACGCUGCAGAGAAUGGGGCCGAACCUGCAGCUGAUCGAGGGCGAUGCCAGCCAGCUAUCGGGGAUGAUCACCUUCACCUGCAGCCUGGCCGAGAACGUCAGCCGCAAGGUCCGCCAGCUGGACCUGGCCAAGACGCGUCUCUAUAAGGUGAUCCAGCGCGCCGAUGACAUCCUGGACCUGAAGUUCUGCAUGGACGGUGUUCAGACCUCACUGCACAACGAGGACUACGAGCAGGCGGCCGCACACAUCCACCGCUACCUGUCCCUGGACCAAUCGGUGAUCGAGCUCAGCCGCCAGGGGGAGGAGGGCAGCUCGGUGGACGCCAGCCUGGUGCUGCUGCAGGAGGCGGAGCAGAAGCUGAAGGUGAUCGUGGCCGAGCGUCUGGACGCGGCCGUAGUGGCCGUGGACCUUGUGCAGGUGGAGCGCUUCUUCAAGAUCUUCCCCCUGCUGGGCCUCCAUCAGCAGGGCCUGGCCCGCUUCGGCCAGUACCUCUGCAGCCAGCUGGCCUCCAAAGCAGAGGAGAACCUGCUGCUGGCGACGGGGGCAGACGUCCAUGAGAAGAGGGCCCCGUUGGUCUUUGCUGACACUCUGACUCUGCUGCUAGAAGGCAUCGCCCGUGUGGUGGAGACCCACCAGCCCAUCGUGGAGACGUACUACGGGCCGGGCCACCUCUACACGCUCAUCAUCCACCUGCAGCAGGAGUGCGACCGGCAGGCCCAGAAGAUCGUCGACAAGUUCAUCCAGCAGAGGGACUACCACAACAAGUUCCAGGUCGUCCAGAACAGCAUGAUGAAGAGUCCGCUGCCGACGGAGAGGAUCGAGCCCAGGGAGCUGGACCCGGUGCUGAUGGAGGUGACCCUGAUGAACGCCCGCUCGGAGCUCUACCUGCGCUUCCUGCGGCGCCGUCUGAUGGCGGACCUGGAGGUCGGCGACGCCCAGAGCACCACACAGGAGCACCAGCAGAACGUGGAGAAGCUGCUAAAGCACUGCCUGCUGAGCACCACCAUGCAGGAGCUGAUUGGCUACUACAUCCCCAUGGAGGAGUACUACAUGAGGGAGUCGGUGAACAAGGCCGUUGCCAUGGACUCGUACGAGAAGGGCCAGCUGACGUCCAGCAUGGCGGACGACUGCUUCUACAUCGUGAAGAAGUGCAUCAGCCGCGCGCUGUCCAGCUCCAACAUCGACUGCCUGUGCGCCAUGAUCAACCACUCCACCUCGGCGCUGGAGUCCGACUUCAGGGAGGUGCUGUAUAAUAAGCUGAGGCAGGGCUACCCCGCCACCACGCUGCAGGACUUCCAGCGCGGCGUGAGCAGCGCUGUGAGCCUGAUGCAGAGCAGCCUGCAGCAGGGCAAGUUCAACGCGCUCGGCAUCGAGAGCACCGAGAACGCCAAGGCGGCCUUCCUGGUGACGCUGAACAACUCGGAGGUUUGCAGCGAGAACAUCACCACGCUGAAGAGGAACCUGGAGAACGACUGCUCCAAGUUGUUCAUGCAAGGACCCGCCUCGGGCGACCACGCCAAGAUUGACAGCUGCCUGUCGGAUCUUGUCAACACAUCCAGCAAGUUCAAGGACCUCCUGCAGGAGGGCCUCACAGAGCUGAACAGCACGGCCAUAAAGCCCCAAGUGAAGCCCUGGAUCAACGCUUUCCUCUCCAUCUCUCAUAACAUCGAGGAGGAGGAGUUUAAUGAGUACGAGGCCAACGACCCGUGGGUCCAGCAGCUCAUCGUGAGUCUGGAGCAGGUGAUGGCAGAGUUCAAGACCGGCCUCACCCCGGCCUCCUAUGACACCCUCACCAGCCUCAUGACCAGCCUGGUCGCCAUGGAGAUGGAGAAGACGGUCCUGAAGUGCACCUUCAGCCGGCUCGGGGGGCUGCAGUUUGACAAGGAGCUGCGCUCGCUGGUGGCGUACCUGACCACCGUCACCACCUGGACCAUCCGCGACAAGUUCGCCCGCCUCACACAGAUGGCCACCGUCCUCAACCUGGAGAGGGUCACGGAGAUCCUGGACUACUGGGGGCCCAACUCGGGGCCCCUGACCUGGCGCCUGACCCCCGCCGAGGUGCGGCAGGUCCUUGCACUCCGCAUCGACUUCCGCAGCGAAGACAUAAAGCGGCUCCGCCUGUAGGGGGGGGGAUGGGGGGGACCUGUGUGUGAGACCAAGACCAGGAUGCGGUCUUGGACCGGGACCAAGACCGGUCUGGAACCCGGACGAGGCCCGAGACCAAGUCGUGGUCUGGGACCAGGACGCAGCCCGAGACAAGGACCGGGACGCAGUCUGGGACCGGGACCAGGAUCAUGGAUCGGGUCGCCGUCCAUCGUGCGGCAGCGGGCUGCUGAGGCUCUGCUGGGACUGAACUCGUAGAUCCAUUCUUUACUUGUGUCCUUCCAGACCAGUUCUUGUGUACAUAUGUUAUCAGGGUGGGGGGUGGGACUGUGAUUAGUCUUGAGGAAGGAGAACAUUUUCCCUGGCGUUAAACACCUCAGCCUUCCUGUGAGCACCGCUGAGUCGGAGUGGAUCUGGGCUCCGGCCCGGGGGGCAUCGGUGCGUUUCAGGGGAAUAUGAAAUGUAAAAGAAUCUGGCAAAUGUUUAAUUUCAUGAUAUCGUCGAUCUGGGAGUUGAGUUUUUUUAUAUCUGUAAGUAAGACUGCGCUAGAUGUGUCAGGCAGCGCGUAAUGAACACACUCCAUUAGAGGACAGAAGCGGGUCAGACGACUGAUCCAACGUUCAACACAUGAAUAGCUUCUUGUCUGCGCUGAUGGGACACUUUUAACCUAAUAAAUUGAGAGGCUGUACAAUG